UUUUGACUUUGGAAGAGCUGUUGAAACUUGAAAACAAAAAUCAAACAUUUUACAAAGAAAAGAACCUGCUAUUUUGUUUUGUUUUGCUGUUACAAAAUGAUUCUGCAAUUGCAAUUAAUUGCUGAACUGCGUGUCUGAGAGCAAUAAUUGAAGCGAGGAAGUGGUCUAAAUGUUAUUUAAUUACUUGCCUGACCUCAUGCUGACCAUUCUGACCAAUUCAGUGUCGUUAUAGCCCACGCGUUGUUACUGUGCGUUGUUAUGAGCAAUAUGUGAGCAAUCAUGCACGGAAGUAAGUUUAUCACCAGAAUUGGCUAAGGCCGUACUGUGUGCAGUCAACCGAGGUUAGUGAUCGAUUUUACAAAAUUAGUCAUUCUGAGAUUAAGCUUCUAGUGGCUCGCAUUGUGAUAAAAUAAUCAUUGGAUAGAAGUCUGGGUGUUCAAAACAUCUAAGAACAUGUCACACAUCAGACCUCAAUGGCAGCUUCAAGCUAUAGCAGCCCAAAAGCGGGACAACGAACUCCGCCGUGCUGAAGAGCUAAAGAAGGUGGCAAGCUACUUUGAGCUUAACACAAAUAAGUCAAGACACCAUGAGCAGUGGACAACAGAGGGCUACUAUGAAAAGGCUAAUAAAGAAGCAGAGUUGUUGAGUGAAAAAAAGAUUAGGGUUGCACAACUGGAGGAGAGACGCAAGAAACUGGAACUAAUGUUAUUCCAAGAAAACAUGCAGUAUCAACAAGAGCUUAAAGCUUUGGCUGCGCAACCCAAGUACUACAAGAAUGGGUCUUAUUUAAACAAAAUUCCUACAUCAACUCUGCAACAGAUCAACCAGGGCAUCAUAGAGAAAGAGCAGCAAAUGAGAAAACAGGAAGCAGAAUUGAAACUCUAUCAUGCAUGGAGAUUGCGGCAACCAGAAUUACGAGCUGCUAGUUCUUACAUCGCGAAUGGAAAACUGAAAUCAGCUUGGAUGGAGCAAAUAGUUGAGAAAGAGAUGCAAAAGAAGAAAGAUGAGGAAGAUACCAGAAAAGUUCUACAAGAGAGAGACGAGGCUUUGCGACGUCAGAUACAAAUUGAAGAAGAAAGACUCAGGGAAAAGGAAAUUCAAAUGAAGGAACUUCGGAGCAGUUUAGAAGGUCAGAUAGCAGAAUUGGGCGACAAAGAAACGAUAGUUAAAAAACUUCGAAAGCAAGAAGAGAAAGAAAGACUGAUACUUCAAGAGCUUCAGAUUCUUUCGAGCGAAAGGGAGAGGGAACAUCUGAAGCUGAUGUCAGAAAGAGACACAACUAUAGUCAAUAUGGGCUUGCAUAAGUACAAGCUGAAAAGAAAAGUUAUUUCAGUGAUAAGUGAGAUAGAACUGGAACUUAAAAUGUUGGAUAGGUUACGGGAAAGUGUAUUGAAGGAAUAUGAAAUUGAUCGUGCCAAAUGCGUUAAUCACAAACGAGUGUUAGACGAGGUAUUACAAGAGUUAGAGGAGCAUCGAGAUAGAGAAAGACUAAGACAAAAGAAUAUCGAAGCAAUGUACGACGGCGAAGCAAGACAGAUCAAUGAAAAACAAGACAAGUUGUGGGCGAAAGAACGCGAAGCCCGAGGCAUUCUGAUGAAAGAGGUUAUAGACACCCUCAAGAGACAAGUGGAGGAAAAAAUUGAAGCCAAUAUUCAUCUGCAAAAGGCCAAUGUCUUGGAACGGGAGGAAAUACUCCAGCAAAUGGACAACUUCCACCAGGAAGUGCGUGCUAGAGAGAGAGAAACACAGCUAAAAAAUACGCAAUACUCAACUAUAACAGCGCUUCAGUCACAACUCAAUGGACUGCGUGUACAGAAGGAAAAGAUGGAGGAGGUUGCGAGCAAGGAGGCGGAGUUGAGAUCCGCAGCCGCCCACGAACGUCUUCUACGCGGCGAAAUCGCUCGCGCUCAAAGGGAGGGGAAUACUCAAGCUUGGGCUUAGACUAGGCCAGAUCACCUCGUAUAACAUUUUUUUACCUAUUCGAUCGUGUGAAGGUUAACAACGAUAAGUAUGAAAUUUAUAGAGCGCCAUCUUGCUACAAUCCUAGGAAACUAUAUUGUCACUAGAUGGCGAUCUUUCGACUCCAUACAAAUCGUAGUAAACUUUCCCACGAUCGAAUAGGUAAACGAUGGUAGAAAAUUUUAUACUAGGCACUCAGACGAGCGGAGUUGUUAGCCGAGUAAUUUUGAUCGCGUAGUUUCGGAUGCUUUCGGUUUUAUAUAAAAGUCCGAAACUACUCAAUAGAACUCGAAAUGACUUACGUGCUAUAACUACGACCAGUGGGUCAGUCAGUUGCUGAUGUACACUGCUAUAACAAGUGAUACGCGAGUAUGUGCUCGAUGAAUUUAAUGUGUGUGUUUGUUAGCUUGUUUUGUUUGUUUUCGUGUUUUGGCUUUCCGGCUCAUCAUAUUUUAGCGAAAUUAUUCAUAGAGAUAUCCUGCGGACGGACGUAGGAUACUUUUUAUCCCGAGAACCUUUAUAAGUCCUGCAGAAUUUAACAAAAAAACUUGUUGGCCAUAAUUUUCAAUAAUCAUCAUCAUCAACCCAUUACUGUCCACUACAGGGCACGGGUCUCUCAAAAUGAGAAGAAUUUAAGGCGAUUACGCCUUACCACGCUGGCCAAGUGCCUACCCAAAUGAUUGGUAGACUUCACACGCUCUUUAAUAAUUCUUAUUUAGGUUUCCGGACGAUGUUAUAACAUUUACAGUAAAAACGCACAUAACCCCAAAAGCUGUGGGGAGUGCUGGAGAACGACCUCGGUCCCUCGGGGAAGCCGAAGCCUUACCCACUAGGCUAUCACCGUUAUAUAUGUGAUAUAUAAAAGAUAUUAUUAUGAAAUUCAAAGAGGUUGUUUAAUUAAGGUAUGUGUUGACUAUAGUGAAAAUUCGCUGAUAUUAACGAAAUCCAAGUCAUUAUUGAUUCAAAUGGCUGAAUUAUCUGAAUCCUACUAGAUGAAUUAAUAUCAAAAUCAUAAUAUGACUAAUGAAAUAUCAUCGCACUUUUAAAUAUCAAAAAUAAGACUGGCAGAACUUUGGCACUGAUUUAAAUUAUAAAGUAUGAUAUACUUAUCCUUUGUAUAAUAUGAGGGCAUAUAAUAUUAGAUAGGCGACGAGUUUAAAGGCAAUGGACUGUACUUCACAAUUUAAAUCUGUACUCUUGGUGAUGCGAAAUGAUAGAUAGAAGGCAUUUACUCAUUAAUGAGUGACAAAAUGCAUAAAUAAAGUAAAAUGAAUUUUAAUAAAUAUUUAACUAUGUAUAUAUUAAGAACCUUUACAUAUUAAGGAAACAAAUGAGUUUGUUGUGUGCUGUGUUCCUAUUCCAAUGUGAGGAAAUAAAAGUGAUAUUUUUUAAA
Messenger RNA from Pararge aegeria (speckled wood butterfly), 3352 nucleotides. RefSeq names its product trichoplein keratin filament-binding protein-like. Gene Ontology annotation, biological process: apoptotic process. Gene Ontology annotation, cellular component: keratin filament. The record is from RefSeq and is a predicted model, not a curated record. Lineage: Eukaryota; Metazoa; Arthropoda; Insecta; Lepidoptera; Nymphalidae. The transcript has 9 exons. The coding region runs from base 454 to 1941 and encodes 495 amino acids.